This is a messenger RNA of Lodderomyces beijingensis, 1452 nucleotides long. Lineage: Eukaryota; Fungi; Ascomycota; Pichiomycetes; Serinales; Debaryomycetaceae. The record is from the annotation of a GenBank genome assembly.
AUGUCAGAGGAAUACGACAAGUUACCAUUGGAACCAUUUUUCAAGACAAUUGAUGAGUUGGCACCGAAAUUCAUCGAGAGAUUGCAAAAAGCCAUCGCCAUACCCUCGGUUUCAUCAGAUGAAUCGUUGAGGCCAAAAGUGGUUGAGAUGGCACAUUUCCUCGUGGAUGAGUUGACGACUUUGGGGUUCACUGAUAUCCAAUUGAAGGAAUUGGGCACUCAACCACCACCGGUGCAAGAUGCAAAUUUGCAACUUCCACCUAUUGUCCUCGCCAGGUUUGGCUCGGACGCCAAAAAGAAAACCGUGUUGGUGUAUGGCCAUUACGAUGUCCAGCCUGCGCUUAAGGAAGACGGCUGGAGCACGGAACCUUUCCAGAUGUCGUACGACAAGGCCAAGGGGAUCUUGUAUGGAAGAGGCUCAACCGAUGACAAGGGACCCGUGAUGGGGUGGUUGAAUGUUAUCGAGGCUCAUAAGAAAUUGGGGUGGGAGUUGCCAGUUAAUCUUGUGGUUUGCUUCGAAGGUAUGGAAGAAAGCGGGUCAUUGGGCUUGGAUGAGUUGGUAGCUAAAGAAGCGAAGCAAUAUUUCAAAGGUGUUGAUCAAGUUACCAUUUCUGAUAAUUACUGGUUGGGUACUACAAAGCCUGUUUUGACUUAUGGGUUAAGAGGAUGCAACUAUUACCAAAUCAUUGUUAAAGGACCUGGUGCUGAUUUGCACAGUGGCAUCUUUGGUGGUAUCAUUGCCGAACCAAUGACGGACUUGGUCAAAGUGAUGUCGACGUUGGUUGACGGAUCGGGCAAGAUCUUGAUUCCAGGUGUCGAUGAAAUGGUUGCUCCUUUAACCGAAAAGGAAGAUGCGUUGUAUGACAAUAUUGACUUCUCGGUAGCGGAGUUGAACGCGGCCUCGGGUUCAAGCACAGCCAUAUAUCAAAACAAAAAGGAUAUAUUGAAACACAGAUGGAGAUACCCCUCGUUGUCUCUUCACGGAAUCGAAGGUGCAUUCUCGGGAGCCGGUGCCAAGACGGUGAUCCCCGCCAAAGUCGUGGGUAAAUUCUCCAUCAGAACAGUGCCCGACAUUGACUCGGCAAAAUUGGACCAACUUGUUUUCAAACACAUCAAUGAGGAAUUUGCCAAAUUGAAAUCGCCAAAUGAGUUUAAAGUGGAGUUGAUCCAUGAUGGUAACUACUGGGUCUCCGAUCCUUUCAACGCUAGUUUCCAAGCCGCCGCCAAGGCUACUCAGGAUGUGUGGAACAUUGUGCCAGAUUUCACAAGAGAAGGUGGCUCGAUACCCAUCACUUUGACUUUCGAACAAGAAUUGGGCGUUGACGUCUUGUUAUUGCCCAUGGGUAGAGGCGAUGACGGCGCUCACUCUAUAAACGAAAAAUUGGAUGUUGGCAACUACAUCAACGGAUGCAAGACCUUGGGUGGCUUCUUGCACUACUACGGAAAAGCUUAG